AUCUCGCCCCUCCCCGCCGCCGGCUCGCAGAAUAAAACGCUGAUCUCAUGCCCUGCGCGGCCGGAGCCCUUGGCUCAGCACCGGGGCUCGCACCCAGGCAGGCUCCGCCGCCCCAGCCGCCGGCCAGCCCCCCGCCAUGACGUCCUACCGGCAGGAGCUGGAGAAGUACCGGGACAUCGACGAGGACAAGAUCCUGCGGGAGCUGUCGGCCGAGGAGCUGGAGCAGCUGGACGUGGAGCUGCUGGAGAUGGACCCCGAGAACAUGCUGCUGCCGGCGGGGCUGCGGCAGCGGGACCAGACGCGGAAGAGCCCGACGGGGCCGCUGGACCGCGAGGCCCUGCUGCAGCACCUGGAGAAGCAGGCGCUGGAGGCCGGCGAGCGCGAUGACCUGGUGCCCUUCACCGGCGAGAAGAAAGGGAAGCCCUUCGUGCCCAAGAACCCGACGCGGGAGAUCCCACGGGAGGAGCAGAUCACGCUGGAGCCCGAGCUGGAGGAGGCGCUGGCCAACGCCACCGAGGCCGAGAUGUGCGACAUCGCCGCCAUCCUGGGCAUGUACACGCUGAUGAGCAACAAGCAGUACUACGACGCGAUCUGCAGCGGGACCAUCUCCAACACGGAGGGCAUCAACAGCGUGGUAAAGCCCGACACGUACAAGCCGGUGCCGGAUGAGCCCCCGAAUCCCACCAACGUGGAGGAGACGCUGCGGCAGAUCCAGGCCAACGACGGGGCUCUGGAGGACGUCAACCUCAACAACAUCAAGGACAUUCCCAUCCCCACGCUGAAGGCCAUCUGCGAGGCCAUGAAAACAAACACCCACGUCAAGAAGCUCAGCCUGGUAGCCACCCGCAGCAACGACCCCGUGGCCAGCGCUGUGGCCGAGAUGCUGACGGAGAACAAGACCCUGCAGAGCCUCAACAUCGAAUCCAACUUCAUCACCAGCGCUGGCAUGAUGAGCAUCAUCAAGGCCAUGUACAACAACACCACCCUGAGCGAGCUCAAGGUGGACAACCAGUGCCAGCGGCUGGGCGACACGGUGGAGAUGGAGAUGGCCACCAUGCUGGAGCAGUGCCCGUCCGUCGUGCGCUUCGGCUACCACUUCACGCAGCAAGGCCCCCGCGCCCGCGCCGCCACCGCCAUCACCAACAACAACAAGCUCCGUCGCAAGCAGAAGAAAACCUAACGCCCCCGCGGCACGGCACGACGACGGAGCUCCAGCUCCUGCUGCCCGGCGCCGCUGUAAAUAAAAGAGACGGAGAGACGCGG
Tyto alba (common barn owl) is the source of this 1263-nucleotide messenger RNA. RefSeq names its product tropomodulin 4 (gene TMOD4). Gene Ontology annotation, biological process: pointed-end actin filament capping; myofibril assembly; muscle contraction. Bases 137 to 1180 code for a protein of 347 amino acids. Gene Ontology annotation, cellular component: myofibril; striated muscle thin filament. The record is from RefSeq and is a predicted model, not a curated record. Gene Ontology annotation, molecular function: tropomyosin binding. NCBI's taxonomy places the organism in Eukaryota, Metazoa, Chordata, Aves, Strigiformes, Tytonidae. The transcript has 10 exons.